Molecule: messenger RNA, 1560 nt
Organism: Suillus paluster
Lineage: Eukaryota; Fungi; Basidiomycota; Agaricomycetes; Boletales; Suillaceae
Product: heterokaryon incompatibility protein-domain-containing protein
Exons: 6
Coding region: 126-1400 (424 amino acids)
Source: RefSeq, a predicted model, not a curated record
CGUUUGUCGAGAACUUCCAUGUAAUCUGUUCCGAACGACUAUCUUCCUUCUAUCUAUACAUUGGGUCUGGCUAGGGGAGACUAGUAGUUCCAGCCUGAGCGCUCUCGUACCAAACUCAUAAUGUCAUGACUCACGUGUCAUUUGGACCAGAUCCUCGUGGACCGCACACCAUCCUCACAGCACACUGCGGAACGCACAUCUGCAUUGUACCACAAGGACGCUCGAGAAAACAGUCGUAUAGGCGUUGUACCAUCUCGGCACCGUCCUUGAAGACAUUGUAUAACUUGUCUGAGUUCGAGUGCGAGGAUCUCUCGCGCGUCCAAACGUCCCGUCUGGCGGAACAUCUCUUAACCCACGUCCACUCAGUGAUUUGUCAUGAACGAGACAUGAAGUUUGUUGGGCGUGAUAAUGUGAGGAAGCACUUCCGGGGCUCUGUUGGCUGGACGCCGUAUGAUUUUGAUCCCUCCCGCCAUGUCAAGUACGCCAUACUGUCUCACCGAUGGCUGGAUGGAGGAGAACCAACCUACGAAGAGAUGAGAGCCGGUACAGCAUCAGGUCUGGGAUACGAGAAGUUGAUGAAAUUCUGCGAAAAGGCCAGGGAGUACGGCGUGGAAUUCGGGUGGUCAGAUACGUGCUGCAUCGACAAGAGCAGCAGUACUGAGCUCGACGAAUCGAUUCGCUCCAUGUUUCGAUGGUACCGAAAUGCGACCAUUUGCAUCGUCCAUCUGGCAAACAGCGAGGCUAUCGAGGAUGUAUUGUUUGAUGAAUGGACGAGAAGGGGCUGGACCUUGCAAGAACUCCUCGCACCGUACCAUAUCAAAUUCUUCAACAAGCACUGGAUUCCCCUGACGGGUGAUAUAAAUGACAAGGUUAGCAAAGGGGUAGAAUUAAUGGAGACUCUGGAAAGAGCCACUGGCAUUCCUCGCCACGAGCUUUGCUGGUUCAAUGCAGGUUCGAUGAGGGUGGAUGAGCGGAUGGUCUGGGCAGCAAGACGCAAAACAACAAGGGUCGAAGACGUCGCCUAUUCCCUGAUGGGAAUGUUCGAUGUGAGCCUGCAGAUUGAGUAUGGAGAAGGAGGCGAGCGCGCAUUUCGCAGACUCAUGGAAGCCAUCAUGCAGGCUGGCGACCCUUCUGUCCUCAACUGGAGCUUUGUCGGUUCUCCCAAAUUGGGGUUGGCUGAAACGCGACUGGAGAUGAAUAUGACCACCCUCGGUUUGCGAGUACCUCUGGUAAUACUCCCUCUCAAUUUGCGCUCGUAUCUGGACGAUUGUGGGAUCAACAUCGCACUUGACUGCCCGUUGUGUCCAACCAUCCAAGUUAUUAUCACCACCUCGGGCUACGUUCCUAGCCAGAUGGAGUUCGCCCUCGGUAUUGUCCAAUUAUUCAAUUUUCAGUGGUAGAUCAAGCAAGGUCUUAGGGAUCCGGGGCAAGUCGACUGGCCUCAUACUACUCCGAGAAUCCAAAGGAUCCUCCAGCUCACGUCUGCCGCCAAUCUGUAAACCAAGGUGUACCGACUUUAUUGGAUUUAAAUACGCCUCUCCCCAAGAAGAGAUAUCUGUU